AUGAGAAACCAAACCCAGGUGCCAGAGUUCGUUCUGUGGGGACUCACCAGAAUCCCUGAGCUGCAACAACUCCUCUUCUGGGUGCUUUUCUUAGCCUACAUGUUGACUUUAAUGGGGAACAUCCUCAUCAUCAUCAUCACCUGCACUGACUACCACCUCCACAGCCCUAUGUACUUCUUCCUCCGGAACUUGUCCUUCUCAGAGAUCUGCUUAACCACAGUUGUCGUCCCCAGGUUGCUGACAGACCUUAGGACAGAGAGGAGAACAAUAUCUUUUGCUGCUUGCCUCUCACAGUAUUUUUUCCACUUCUUAUUUGGGGGUACAGAAAUUUUCCUGCUGACAGCCAUGUCAUUUGACCGCUAUGUGGCCAUAUGCUGCCCCCUUCUGUAUACGUCCAUCAUGAGCCAAAGGCUGUGCUUCCUGCUGGUUAUUUUCUCCUGGCUGGGAGGUCUUCUCCUCAUCCUUACACCUAUUUUCCUGACCAGCCAGCUCUCAUUCUGCAAAUCCAACGUAAUCAAUCACUUCUUCUGUGACUAUACCUCCCUGAUGCAGAUCUCCUGCGGGGACAAGAAUCUCCUGGAGCUUAUCCAUUUCCUGCUGGCUUUCUUCAUCCUGUUCAGCACCUUAUUGCUAAUAUUAGUGUCCUAUGCCUACAUCCUCAUCACCAUUAUGCAGAUCCCCUCUGCCAAAGGGCGCCAACGGGCUUUCUCCACCUGCUCCUCCCAUCUCAUUGUCAUCUCCAUCUGCUUUGGCAGCUGCAUUCUCAUGUAUGUCAGGCCCAUUCAGGACGAAGACCUGGACCUGAACAAAGGCCUCGCCAUCAUCAACACUGUGCUUGUCCCCUUGCUGAACCCUUUUAUUUACACACUACGGAACCAGCAGGUGAAGGAAGCGCUGAGAGAAGUGGCAAGAAAGACAUUUUCUCCCAAGGAUGUGAGAGUGUCCAUGCAGUGCAGAAAUAACAAUUAA
This is a messenger RNA of Mauremys reevesii (Reeves's turtle), 969 nucleotides long. RefSeq names its product olfactory receptor 6C4-like. Gene Ontology annotation, biological process: G protein-coupled receptor signaling pathway. Gene Ontology annotation, cellular component: membrane. Lineage: Eukaryota; Metazoa; Chordata; Testudines; Geoemydidae. The transcript has a single exon. Gene Ontology annotation, molecular function: olfactory receptor activity; G protein-coupled receptor activity. The record is from RefSeq and is a predicted model, not a curated record. Bases 1 to 969 code for a protein of 322 amino acids.